This is a messenger RNA of Bufo gargarizans (Asiatic toad), 2248 nucleotides long. Its product is annotated as proline-rich receptor-like protein kinase PERK8. Bases 404 to 853 code for a protein of 149 amino acids. The transcript has 2 exons. The record is from RefSeq and is a predicted model, not a curated record. NCBI's taxonomy places the organism in Eukaryota, Metazoa, Chordata, Amphibia, Anura, Bufonidae.
AGUAUUGGGAGAACAGAAGGCACAGAGCAGAGAGUCAGACCGGAGCAUAACAGAGUAGAAAAUAUAGGGAAAGGGGGCAGGGGUCAGGCAAAAGCAAGACAAACUUUCCAUAAUCAAAAGCAAACCCAGCUCACUGGUUCUGGACUCCAGAUCCAGUACUCAAUCCACGCACAGAUACCGUCCUGCUUCAACAUGCUUACAUAUCCAAAAAAUGAUUAGUCCGGCAUGAUUAAAACUUCUCUUUAUUAGUACAAUUUAAAGGGCUUGUCCAAGUUAUUUUUAAUUCUGACCUAUCCGAUCAGCUGAAUGACGAGAAGCUGUGAGCUGUACCAGUGCAGCCAUUCCAUCAUUGCUUACCUGCGCGCCGUCAACAGUGCCGUGUAACUACAAGCUGUCCCAUGAAAUGAAUUUCUAUACAAGUGUAUACCACAGAGCCAUCCACAGAAGUGAUCGCUACAGAGCCGCCCAUGGAAGUGAUCGCUACAGAGCCGCCAUGGAAGUGAUCGCUACAGAGCCGCCCAUGGAAGUGAUCGCUACAGAGCCGCCCAUAGAAGUGAUCGCUACAGAGCCGCCCAUAGAAGUGAUCGCUACAGAGCCGCCCAUGGAAGUGAUCGCUACAGAGCCAUCCAUGGAAGUGAUCGCUACAGAGCCGCCCAUGGAAGUGAUCGCUACAGAGCCGCCCAUGGAAGUGAUCGCUACAGAGCCGCCCAUGGAAGUGAUCGCUACAGAGCCGCCCAUGGAAGUGAUCGCUACAGAGCCGUCCAUAGAAGUGAUCGCUACAGAGCCGUCCAUAGAAGUGAUCGCUACAGAGCCGUCCAUAGAAGUGAAUGGACAGUUUCUUGUCACGAUGUAGAUGGUGAGCAGGUUAACAAAGAAGUGAGGGCAGCGCUGACACAGUGCGCCGCCUACUCUUCAACCAGCUGAGGAUAGGUCAUCAAUGAAAAUAACUUGGACAACACCUUUAAGAAUCCAUCUUUGGACUCGCCACCACUUGUCCCCGUUGCGGCUUGUUAUUGCCUGCACCGACCGCCGCCGGAUGUUUUGAGCUGCGUGUCGGAGAUGCAGCAGUGGACCUGCAGGGAUACGGAGCGACGCAGGGGGUAGGUAUCACCUAUAGGAGGGGCCCGGGCAUUGUGGGGGGCAUUUUUAGAAGUGGAUGACCCCUUUAAGACAUCAAAUGUGUUAAUGGGGUUGUCCAAGUUGCUUUUUUGUUCUUUGUAUGUUUCUAACUAAACGUACGGGGUUUACGAUUCACUUCCCUCAUUUCCAGUCGCGCUUUUCUCAUAUUUCACUGAGGGUCACAUGACCUGUGAUGUCAGCUUCCUUCCAUGCUCUGAUGAGGUUCUGAGCACAAGCCUGGGCUGUGGGAGGAGCAAGUCUGUGCACUGAGCAUCACUGUGAAGGCUAUGCUGGCUGGAGCAGCAAGCCACGCCCCCUGCACUGGCCAAUCUGCAGGCCACACCCCCUGCACUGGCCGAUCUGCAGGCCACACCCCCUGCACUGGCCGAUCUGCAGGCCACACCCCCUGCACUGGCCGAUCUGCAGGCCACACCCCCUGCACUGGCCGAUCUUCAGGCCACACCCCCUGCACUGGCCGAUCUGCAGGCCACACCCCCUGCACUGGCCGAUCUGCUGGCCACACUCCCUGCACUGGCCGAUCUGCUGGCCACACCCCCUGCACUGGCCGAUCUGCUGGCCACACACCCUGCACUGGCAGAUCUGCUGGCCACACCCCCUGCACUGGCCGAUCUGCAGGCCACACCCCCUGCACUGGCCGAUCUGCAGGCCACACCCCCUGCACUGGCCGAUCUGCAGGCCACACCCCCUGCACUGGCCGAUCUUCAGGCCACACCCCCUGCACUGGCCGAUCUGCAGGCCACACCCCCUGCACUGGCCGAUCUGCUGGCCACACUCCCUGCACUGGCCGAUCUGCUGGCCACACCCCCUGCACUGGCCGAUCUGCUGGCUGAGCUAUCUGCCCUGUGUCUCCCCUCCCACUGGAUUAUUCAGCACAGUUUAACCCCUUCUACCAUCAGCAGCACAGACUCUGCUGAGCAGCUGCAGGGCUUUCUCUUCUCCAGGCAGCGAGGAGACAAAUGCUGUGCACAGGUGUAAGCUGUGUUCUGGGGUGGGCUCCCCAGGAUACAAUGAAGUCACGUGGUGGGCUCCCCAGGAUACAGUGAAGUCACGUGGUGGGCUCCCCAGGAUACAGUGAAGUCACGUGGUGGGCUCCCCAGGAUACAGUGAA